This is a messenger RNA of Lentinula edodes (shiitake mushroom), 2838 nucleotides long. Its product is annotated as ATP-dependent RNA helicase DBP10. The transcript is spliced from 4 exons. Bases 181 to 2577 code for a protein of 798 amino acids. The record is from RefSeq and is a predicted model, not a curated record. NCBI's taxonomy places the organism in Eukaryota, Fungi, Basidiomycota, Agaricomycetes, Agaricales, Omphalotaceae. Gene Ontology annotation, cellular component: nucleus. Gene Ontology annotation, molecular function: RNA helicase activity; ATP binding; RNA binding.
CCAUGGGUACGUCCAGAAUUAAACAGAGAAUAUAGACAAAUCAACUAACUGUGACAUAUUCCAGGUCUUCUCCCUUCAUUACUUCGCUCACUAAGUCUCCAGGGCUACCGAAUACCUACUCCCAUACAACGAUUGGCUAUCCCAGCCUUGCUAUCUAAUCCCCCUCAGGAUCUUGUAGGCAUGGCUCGUACAGGUUCUGGAAAAUCUCUUGCCUUCCUAGUUCCUCUGGUACAACGCCUCGGAGGGCGUCAUGCCACAACGUUUGGUGCCCGUGCUCUUAUUCUAAUUCCGACAAGAGAACUUGCACUCCAGAUUCUCAAAGUUGGGAAAGAAUUGGCAAGAGGAUGGAAUCAUGGCAAAGGUGACCAUGCUGGAGAUUCCAAAGAAGAAGAUACCAAGGGUCAGGGUUUGCGCUGGGGCUUAAUUGUGGGGGGAGAAGGGUUGGACGAGCAGUUCGAGAUGAUGACGAAUAAUCCAGACGUAAUAAUCGCCACGCCCGGUCGCCUACUCCAUUUGAUUGUGGAAAUGAACCUUGACCUGAAAUCCGUCCAAUACGUCGUUUUCGACGAGGCUGACCGUCUGUUUGAGAUGGGUUUCGAGACAUCCUUGACCGAGAUCAUCCACCGGCUUCCUUCAUCCCGACAGACUCUACUUUUCUCCGCGACACUGCCCACGUCCCUCGUUGAAUUUGCUAAAGCCGGUUUAGAGAACCCCAAACUUGUACGGCUUGAUGCUGAAAGCAAAAUCAGUCCCGAUCUGAAGAUGGCGUUUUUCUCGGUCAAACAGGCAGAAAAAGAUGCAUGCCUGGUGUCUCUUCUCAGGGAUGUUAUCAAGGUUCCACUCAUAGAUUCAUCACAACGGGAGGAAGAAGAAAGGCACGACGACAAGGGCAAAGGUAAGGCCAAAAAGAGGGAAACAAUGCCUCAUCAAACCCUUAUUUUCGUGGCCACCAAACACCAUGUCGAGUAUCUCUUAAAUCUUUUGACUACAGCCGGGUAUGCUGUUUCUCAUAUAUACGGCUCUCUCGAUCAGGCGGCACGAACAUAUCAGAUGGACCAAUUUCGCCGCGGACUGACGAGUAUCCUAGUCGUAACAGACGUUGCUGCUCGCGGGAUCGAUAUUCCUGUUCUCGAGAACGUUGUCAAUUACGACUUCCCCCACGGUGCUAGAGUAUUUGUCCACCGCGUCGGUCGAACUGCUCGGGCUGGUCGUCAAGGCUGGGCGUGGUCGUUUGUCACCCAUACCGAACUUCCUUACCUGAUAGACCUUCAAUUAUUCCUUGGCCGGCCGUUAAAAUGUGAAGUGACAGAGGAAGGCGAUCAGGUUUACACCGAGUCGAUGGUUCUCGGCCCAAUGGAGCGUAGCAGGAUAGAUGAGGACAUGGAGUAUCUCAAGUCGCUAGACGAUGCCAACCACUCUCUGCCUUCGUUGCGCGAUGUGAUGAAACGAGCGCAAUCUAUGUACGAGAGGAGUAAAGGGAAGGCUAGCCCUUCAAGCUACAAACGAGCCAAGGAGAUGAUCAAAGACCCCAAAUGGAUCUUGGCAGGAUCUGACACUGGCAUUAACCCUGUACUACUUAGAGGUUCAAAUGAGUUUGAACGUCGUGCUCAGGUGCAAGCUAAGCAGACGCUUCUACGCGCUGUGAACUCUUUUAGACCUGCGGAAACCGUAUUUGAAAUUGGCACAAAAGGGAAAGCCAGUACUGCCAAUGCCGCCUUGAUGAAGGAGCGCCGAAAGGCCCUCACUAAAUCUGUACAAAGAGCUCAAGCUGCUACCUCAUCGGCCUUGGCCGAGGAUGAGGUUCUGGACGCUGUAGCUUCUACUAGCAAAAACCUGGAGAUGGCAAACGAGGACGAUAUCGCGGCUGUGUUUGACACUAGCAAAAAUAAAGGUUUCCGGGAUCAGGAAUUCUACAUGUCUCAUUACCAGAAAGAUGCUCUAACUGAGAAAGGCUACUCCCUAACGGAUGGCGCGUCAUUCUUGGAACAAGCCCGCGGGGCUACUUUUGAUCUCGCUGGCGAUGAGGGCGUCGCAGACCGUAAAAAACGCCAGCUGAACUGGGACAAGAAGAAGAAGAAGUUUGUCAAAGGUGGCGGGGUGGGUUCCGACAAUGUCAAGAUGGUGAAAACGGAGAGCGGUACAAAGCUUCCCGCCACGUAUCGCAGCGGUCGUUUUGAUGAAUGGAAAGCGAAGACUCAUUCCAGUCUGCCCAGGGUAGGUGAAGUUGAGGGUGAAGGGGUACGAUCUAGGCAAAUGUCUGGUCCUGGUGGACACCGGUUCAAGCACCAAAAGAUCACUGAAUCUAAGCCGCUCGAUAAACGUAACAAAGAUUACGAGCGAAAGUCGAGGCAAUUGAAAAAGCGAGGAGAUGCUGAGGCAGGAAACUCAGGCGGUGUGUCUUCUUCCCAAGUCAAGGGAGGACGGACAAAGGUCGGAGGUCGGUACGGAGGAAAGUCGGUUGGACGAGUCAAGUCGGAGCUUAAGAGUGCUGAAGACAUUCGCAAAUCGCGGAAGGUUCAGGAGAAACGAAAGGCAAAGAAUAAUCGUCCGCCAAGUCAUCGUAAGGGAAGGCGAUAGUAUACCGCUCUAAUGAUAUGUUUCAUUAACCUCUUAAAGGCAGACCCUUUACUUCUUGAACCUUUCGAGAUGAUAAGACGUUAAUUACAUACUUCUAGUUAUCAUUCACGGUAAAAAGAAACGCUGAAUGCCCCUCCCCUGCCCAUCCCCGGCUCGAGGUAUCACUAAUAUGCCGCUUUCGCUCGCGUAACUUAUAUAAUCAAAGAGAAAUUGCAUGAGUGAAUUCUGGCUCGCGAGACUAGAGAAAUUGUUGCUCUGAGU